Messenger RNA from Dermatophagoides pteronyssinus (European house dust mite), 594 nucleotides. Its product is annotated as casein kinase I-like. NCBI's taxonomy places the organism in Eukaryota, Metazoa, Arthropoda, Arachnida, Sarcoptiformes, Pyroglyphidae. The record is from RefSeq and is a predicted model, not a curated record.
AUGGAAAUUCAUGUAGCGGGACGUUUUUUAUUAGGCAGAAAGUUAGGGAGUGGUUCUUUCGGAGAAAUUUACAUGGGUCGAAAUUUACUGACUCAAGAAGAUGUUGCGAUAAAAUUGGAACCGCUGCGCUCUAAGCAUCGACAAUUGUUAUAUGAAUCGAAGCUUUAUAAAGUGCUUAACGGCGGUGUAGGUAUUCCCGUGGUAUUUUAUUACGGCGUGGAAGGUGACUAUAAUGUUAUGGUGAUGGAACUUUUAGGUCCUAGUUUAGAAGACUUAUUUUUAAUGAUGGGCAAGCAGUUUUGUUUUUUGCCUUGGCAAGGUAUGCGUGGAGGAAAUAAGAAGGAUAAAUAUGAUAAGAUCUUAGAUAAAAAAAUUGCUACGACAACGGAAAUGCUUUGCCGAGGUUUUCCACAUGAAUUCAUAACCUACUUGAAUUACUGUAGGUCUUUGAGGUUCGAAGACAGACCCGACUAUGCAUAUCUACGAAGACUAUUUAAGAUUUUAUUUUUCAAUGAAAAUUAUAGUUUUGAUUUCCAAUUCGAUUGGUCUCAACACUUUGAGUGUGACGACUACGUUGAUGAAGAUAAUUAUUAA